AAGAGAGAGGGAGGGAGGGAGAGAGAGAGAGAUGGAACAGCAAGAUCGGAGUAAUACGAGGUUAAAUGACAAGAAGAAGAACAAGGAUGACAAGGAAGAAGCGACGCUUCCCGGGUUCCGGUUCUACCCGACCGAUGAAGAGCUUGUCGGGUUUUAUCUUCGCCGGAAGGUGGAGAAGAAGCCUCCGAAGAUCGAGUUCAUCAAGCAGGUCGAUAUCUACAAGUACGAUCCCUGGGAUCUCCAAGAUGUUAGCAAGGUGGGAGAGAAAGAAGGCUACUUCUUCUGCAUCAGAGGGAGGAAGUACAAAAACAGCAUAAGGCCAAAUAGAGUGACCGGGUCCGGAUUUUGGAAGGCCACCGGCAUCGACAAGCCUGUAUACUCCAGUAAGUACCCCCACGAUUGCAUCGGCCUCAAGAAGUCUCUUGUCUACUACCGAGGCUCCGCCGGCAAAGGCACCAAAACCGACUGGAUGAUGCACGAGUUCCGGCUGCCGCCUGCUGGGAAAGGCGGCGCUAUAUCCUUUGCAAAUGACACCAUCACCGAAGAAGCAGAAGUAUGGACGCUUUGCAGGAUUUUCAAACGCAUACCCUCUUGCAGAAAAUACGUUACGACACCAGAAUGCAGUGAGGCCACCUUCAAGCAGAGCCCCAUCGAUUCGUGCUCUAAAUCGAGCAGCUUCGAAUCUGAAUAUGGAGACCAAUGCGUGAGUUUCGGAUCGGAUCAUUCGGCCGUAUCCGUCCAACCGAGCAAAAGAAAGCCAGCGAUCCGCCAUGUUGACCAAGCACAGUCCUCAUUGCUCAGCCAUUGCAACUCCAUCCCUCAGGCCCCCCCUAUGGCGACGCCGUGCUCGACCUUUUGGACUCUAAAUGGGGAGGAUAUCUUCGCAAACGGAAUAAACUGGGAUGAACUGAGAUCGAUAGUUCAUGGAGAGUGACUCCUCGCGGAAUUUUGUAAGACGGGGUGGGAAUGGAGAUUUGUGGAUCCGAGAGCGAACAAGAAGGAUUUGAAUCAAGGGAUGAACAUGAUGCAGCACAAGUUUUCUUUUCCCGGGAUUUAUUACUAGGAAACGAGGACACAUAUAGGCAUAGUUGUUCACAAUCAAAAGUAUGAAUCUCCUGUCUUAGUUUGGGAUGGAAGUAAACUUGGACUGAGAAGUUUGACAAUACCAGAUUUUUUUGCCUAGUGAACUUCACGUCCAAUGGAGGGGCAACGUCGUGUCGUUUUGCGAAUGUUCACGGCCAUUGGGUCAAAGUGUUGACU
Messenger RNA from Rhodamnia argentea, 1260 nucleotides. RefSeq names its product transcription factor JUNGBRUNNEN 1-like. Gene Ontology annotation, molecular function: DNA binding. The transcript is spliced from 3 exons. The coding region runs from base 32 to 934 and encodes 300 amino acids. NCBI's taxonomy places the organism in Eukaryota, Viridiplantae, Streptophyta, Magnoliopsida, Myrtales, Myrtaceae. The record is from RefSeq and is a predicted model, not a curated record. Gene Ontology annotation, biological process: regulation of DNA-templated transcription.